Messenger RNA from Phasianus colchicus (ring-necked pheasant), 2802 nucleotides. RefSeq names its product patched domain containing 4 (gene PTCHD4). Gene Ontology annotation, cellular component: membrane. Lineage: Eukaryota; Metazoa; Chordata; Aves; Galliformes; Phasianidae. The record is from RefSeq and is a predicted model, not a curated record.
UGCAGUCUUUUAAAGGAGUAGUAGAGAGAGAGAGAGGGAGAGAGAAAAGGAAACUGACAGGAAGGGGUAAGGAGCUACACAUGUCACAUGUGCUUUCUAAGACGGCCAGGAGCAUCUGCAGGCUGGAUCUGGUGGAGGAUGCUGCGGCAGGUGAUACACAGAGGGCUCCAGUCGUUUUUCUACAAGCUGGGCUUAUUCGUGAGCAGGCAUCCGGUGUUUUUCCUCACUGUGCCCGCAGUCCUGACCAUCAUCUUCGGCUUCAGCCUGCUCAACCGCUUCCAGCCUGACACUGACCUGGAGAGCCUGGUAGCCCCCAGCCACAGCCUGGCCAAGAUCGAGAGGAGCUUAGCCAGCAGCCUGUUCUCCCUCGAUCAAUCCAAAAGCCAGCUGUAUUCGGACUUGCACACCCCGGGGAGGUAUGGCAGGGUGAUUCUCCUCUCCAAACCCGGAGGCAAUAUUUUGCAUCAGGCUGAUGUGAUCCUGCAGAUCCACCGAGCCGUGCUGGAAAUGAAGGUGAACUACAAAGGCUAUAAUUAUACUUUUUCCCAUCUGUGUGUGUUGAGAAAUCAGGAUAAGAAAUGCGUGCUGGAUGAUAUUAUUUCAGUACUAGAGGAUCUGAGGCAGGCUGCCCUCUCCAAUAAGACAACAGCCAGGGUGCAAGUGAGCUAUCCCAACACUAAAUUAAAGGAUGGAAGGAGCAGUUUUAUUGGCCACCAGCUUGGAGGGGUCAUGGAAGUGCCCAACAGCAAGGACCAGAGAGUCAAAUCAGCCAGAGCCAUCCAAAUCACUUACUACCUCCAAACGUAUGGCUCUGUCACCCAGGACCUCAUUGGGGAGAAGUGGGAGAGUGAAUUCUGUAAACUGAUGCACAAGAUGCAGCUGGAUCACCAAGAUCUGCAGCUCUACUCGCUGGCGUCCUUCAGCCUCUGGAAGGACUUCCACCAGACCAGUCUCUUGGCCAGGGGCAAGAUUUUGGUGAGCCUGAUGCUGAUCCUCCUGACUGCUACCCUCUCGAGCUCCAUGAAGGACUGCCUGCGUAGCAAACCUUUCCUGGGACUCUUGGGAGUACUCACUAUCUGUAUUUCCAGUGUCACUGCGGCAGGGAUAUUUUUCAUUACUGAUGGAAAAUAUAAUUCUACUCUGUUGGGAAUCCCUUUCUUCGCUAUGGGUCAUGGAACCAAAGGAGUAUUUGAACUUCUUUCAGGAUGGCGUCGAACAAGAGAGAAUCUUCCAUUCAAGGACAGAGUAGCAGAUGCCUACUCCGAUGUCAUGGUGUCCUAUACAAUGACAAGCUCCUUGUAUUUCAUAGCCUUUGGCAUGGGCGCAAGCCCUUUCACUAACAUUGAAGCUGUAAAAGUCUUUUGCCAGAACAUGUGUGUCUCCAUCCUGUUGAACUACUUCUAUAUCUUCUCAUUCUUUGGCUCCUGCCUAGUCUUUGCUGGCCAGUUGGAGCAGAACCGUUAUCACAGUAUCUUCUGCUGUAAAAUCCCUUCAGCAGAAUACCUGGACCGAAAGCCUGUGUGGUUCCAGACCAUGAUGAAUGAUGGUCAUCAACAUUCUUCUCAUCAUGAGACCAACCCAUACCAGCAUCACUUUAUCCAGCAUUUCCUCCGAGAGCAUUACAACGAGUGGAUUACCAACAUCUAUGUCAAGCCUUUUGUGGUGAUACUGUAUCUCAUCUAUGCCUCUUUCUCCUUUAUGGGGUGCUUACAGAUUAACGAUGGAGCCAACAUUAUUAACCUUCUUGCCAGUGAGUCUCCAAGUGUCUCCUAUGCCCUCAUUCAGCAAAAGUACUUCAGCAACUACAGCCCGGUGAUAGGAUUCUAUAUUUAUGAACCUCUGGAGUACUGGAAUGGCACUGUGCAAGAAGACCUAAAAACACUGAGCCAAGGGUUCAACACAGUGUCCUGGAUUGAACAGUAUUACCAGUUCCUUCGAGUGGGUAACAUCAGUGCGACUAACAAAAGUGACUUCAUCAGUAUCCUCCAGAGCUCCUUUUUAAAAAAGCCAGAGUUCCAGCACUUCAAAAAUGACAUCAUAUUCUCUAAAGCUGGAGAUGAGAAUAACAUAAUAGCUUCUCGUUUGUACCUGGUGGCCAGGACUAGUGAAAACACACAGAGGGAGGCAGUGGAAUUACUGGAGAAACUGAGACCACUCUCUCUUAUACAGAGCAUCAAGUUCAUAGUGUUCAAUCCGACCUUUGUUUUCAUGGACCACUAUGGUUUAUCAGUAACUAUGCCUGUCCUGAUUUCUGGUUUUGGCAUCCUGCUGGUGUUAAUACUGACCUUUUUCCUGGUUAUCCAUCCUCUGGGAAAUUUCUGGUUAAUUCUCAGCGUCACCUCAAUAGAGCUGGGCGUCCUUGGCUUGAUGACAUUAUGGAAUGUAGACAUGGAUUGCAUUUCUAUACUGUGCCUUAUCUACACCUUGAAUUUUGCCAUAGAUCACUGUGCACCCCUGCUUUAUACAUUUGUACUAGCUACUGAGCACACCCGAACUCAAUGUAUAAAGAACUCCCUCCAAGAGCAUGGGACAGCCAUUUUGCAGAACGUUUCUUCUUUUCUUAUUGGGUUGGUCCCCCUUCUCUUUGUGCCUUCAAACUUGACCUUCACACUGUUCAAAUGCUUGCUGCUUGCCGGCAGUUGCACACUUCUGCACUGUUUUGUUAUUUUGCCCGUCUUUCUAACCUUUUUCCCACCUUCCAAAAAGCACCACAAAAAAAAGAAACGAGCCAAAAGGAAGGAACGAGAAGAGAUCGAAUGCAUAGAGAUUCAGGAGAAUCCUGAUCACGUGACAGCAGUCUGA